GCAGCCGCUGUGUUUUCAGAAAGGGUGGCAGCUAUAAGUGGCAGUCAGCCCGGGAUUACACCGUUAACGCUAAGUUAAUACGAUGGGCUUAGGGUAUCCGCACUGUCAACACCGCGUUGGAAUUAGCUCGACACAGGCAAUGUCGGUAGUAUGCGUUUAGAUUAUGAGUGAGGUCCCUCAACAACGAAUUUCUGCAACACAACGAGCACAGGCCAGUCUGUCCAUCUGGGGAUGGGGGGGUCUUGGAGUCGUGCUGUUCCUCGUCACCUUUGGACCCUUUGCCAUAUUCUACCUGGCCUUUUAUAUCUUCUGCUUCAUUGGAGGGGGCUUUGCGGUCACUUUGCUUUAUGGAAAGAUCAACUCCGAAAAACACCUGGAGAAGUGCGAGCAAUCUUAUUUGCCGCCCACACAAAUUGGUAUACUGAAGACAUUGGAUGAGAUGAAGCUGGAGAUUAGACCCAUAAAGAUUGACAGGAGACUGACGGGCUCCAGCUUCAUAGAUGAACCACUACAACAGGUGAUCCAGUUUGCGCUUAGAGACUACAUCCAGUACUGGUAUUACACUCUGAGCGAGGAUGAAUCCUUUUUAUUGGAGAUCAGACAGACGCUCCAGAAUGCCCUUGUCCAGUUCUCCACACGGUCCAAAGAGGUGGACUGGCAGCCUUACUUCACCACUCGCCUGGUGGACGACUUUGCCACCCAUUUACGUGUCUUUAGAAAAGCCCAGGAUCGCCUCGCUGACAGGGAGGACAAGCAAAGAGACAUAACAGAAGAGCUGGUGGACUCAUUCUUUGAGGCCGAGGUGGAGAUGGAAAGAAAGAUUUGUCGAGACGUAGUGUGCACCUCACACAAAGAUGAAGAAGGUUUUCUUCGGGACUUGUGUGAGUUGCUUCUGUAUCUGUUACUACCUCCUGGAGAUUUCCACAACAAGAAUAUGAGAUACUUCUUGAGGGAGGUGUUGGCGCGUGGUGUGUUACUUCCUCUGAUCAACCAGCUGAGCGAUCCUGACUACAUCAAUCAGUUUGUUAUCUGGAUGAUUCGGGACUCCAGCUGUAACUAUGAAGCCUUCAUGAACAUCCUGAAGUUAACAGACAAACCUGCUGAGCUGGAGGCCGUGAAAGACAAGGUGCUGGAGGAGCUGCAGUAUCUCCGCUCCCUGGACACAGCUGGAGAUGACAUCAACGUGAUUAAGAACCAGAUUAACAGUCUUCUGUUUGUGAAGAAGGUGUGUGAGACCAGGAUCCAGAGACUUCAGUCUGGCAAGGAAGUCGAUGCCUUAAAGCUGGCAGCCAACUUUGGCAAGCUGUGCGUGAUCCCUCUGGAUCACAUCCUCAUCCACAACAUAGCCCUGCAGUUCUUUAUGGACUUCAUGCAGGCAGCGGGGGCCCAGGCGGAACUGUUCUUCUGGCUUACCGUGGAGGGAUACAGGGUGACGGCGCAGCAGCAGCUGGAGGCGAUGCAGGGCUGGCAGAAAGAUGGAGGCAAAAAGCAGCCCAGUGCCACCAAGGGGCUGCUGAAGGCUGCAGCACUCGGUGUCUAUGAGCAAUACCUCUCAGAAAAGGCGUCUCCCAGGGUGCAGGUGGACGAGGAAUCUGUUACAAAACUGGGGGAGAAGUUACAGAAAGACGACCCCACGCCGGAGAUAUUUGAUGAAAUUCAAAGAAAGGUAUAUGACAUGAUGCUACGUGAUGAGCGCUUUUACCCAUCCUUCAAGCAGAGUCCUCUCUACGUCCGCAUGCUAGCAGAGCUGGACAUGUUGAAAGAGCCAAGCUACCGAGGGUCUGAUGAUGGUGACGGAGAAUCCUUCAAUGGUUCUCCCACAGGAAGCAUAAACCUAUCUUUGGACGACUUGUCCAACUCCUGCCAUGAUGAAACUAUGCAGCUACAUGCCUUCAUCUCCGACACAGCUGAUACUUGUCUCCCGGGCUUCUGGGGUGCUGCAGGGGUGUGCAAUGACCACGGUAAGACCUACGCGCUGUACGCCAUCACUGUGUUCAGACGCAACCAAGACGGCAGUGAGGACUGCUGGAAGACUUACCGCCGCUACUCGGACUUCCAUGACUUCCACAUGAGAAUCACUGAACAGUUUGAGAACCUAGCGUCAAUCCUCAAGCUUCCCGGGAAGAAGACCUUUAACAACAUGGACAGAGACUUCUUGGAGAAGAGAAAAAAAGACCUCAAUGCUUACCUACAGUUGCUGCUCAACCCAGAGAUGGUGAAGGCCUGCCCAACUCUGAUUCCCUAUGUGUAUGACUUCCUAGAGAACAAGGCCUACAGCAAGGGCAAAGGAGAGUUUGCACGAAAGAUAGACACGUUUGUAAAUCCUUUGCGAAGCUCCAUGAGGAACAUGUCUAACGCAGUAAAAGCCCUGCCAGACAGUCUGGCUGAAGGAAUGACCAAAGUCUCUGACAACAUGGGCCGCAUGUCAGAAAGACUUGGUCAGGACAUCAAACAAUCCAUAUUCAAGGUGCCUCCACUCCUCCCCAAGUCUGACAUCGACCCAGACCACUGUCGAGUGUCGGCCCAGCUUGAUGACAAUGUGGAUGAUAAUAUCCCACUGCGGGUAAUGCUGCUGCUGAUGGACGAGGUGUUUGACCUCAAAGAGAAAAACCAGUGGCUGCGCAGGAACAUUAAGAACCUGCUGCAGCAACUCAUCAGGGCCACAUAUGGAGACACUAUCAACAGAAAAAUCGUGGAUCAUGUGGACUAUUUGACAUCACCAGAGCAGGUGGCAGACUACGUCAAAAAGUUCAGGGAUUCCUACUGGCCCAAUGGUAUUCUAGCUGAGACCCCGCCCCGCCGGGACAAGAGCAUCCGCAUGAGGACACGAGUAGCUGCCAAGACAAGCCUGCUGGGGAUCAUGCCAGACGAGCUGAAGCACAUCAUUGGAGCGGACACCACCAGAAAGGGCAUACUCCGUGUCUUUGACAUGUUUCAGUACCAACCCAUGAACCGCCGGCUAGUCUACGUUUUCCUGGAGGGCUUCCUGGAGACCAUGUUCCCUCAGUACAAAUUCCCCGAGCUCUUUGUCAAGCUGCACUCCCGUUCGCCGCGCAUUCACAGAUACAGUCAGAAACUCAAAUCCUCCUCCCUCAAGAGGUGACAGGAAAGGACAGAGGAAACAGGACAUGGGCUGACUAGACACACAGAGACUUUGACAGCUACGAGUGAGAGUGGGGGAGGCUCGAUGUGAACGAUGAGGUAUAUGUGUGAUUUCUGCCCUUCCUCUUCCUUCGCACACUCCUGCCGGUGAAAACACUCCCAUUAUCCAGCUGAUUACUUCUGUCAAGACAGAACUGACGGAUGAACAACACACUCUGCCCUACUCUCACUCUGUGAUACACACAAGCGCAGACACAAAUCCUAUCAUUUGCACCAAGACUGAUCAUGGCAGUCUUUUCUUUUAGUUUAUGUAUUUCCCCCACUUCCUUUUUGAACUUUUUAGUUGUGUUUAGCUUUAUCCUGGGCCAGCCAAUGCUGCUUUCUUAUGGUCCAGAGAGCAGACCACAAAUACUGUAUUGUUUUUAAACUGCAGGACUAGAUACUAUAGACCCACACCUUGCCUUACCUUCCUUCCCGCUUCUGUCUUUGGGCCGGUACAAUCUCAGCGAACCGGCCGCUCAGCUGUAAUCAGACUUACCCUUGUGCUGUAGGCAUUCGAGCUGCAAAAAGCACUUGUUACCUUGCAAAUUCUGUUUCUGUUCUCAUAGCAACCAAAAACGUCAAUAGCACUGGGUCAAAGAGGCGCUGUUUGUUUUUAAAAUGUGACUGAACAAAUAUGGGUCGAGUUUUAUUUUUAUUGUCCGCAUUUUUGUUUUCUUCAAGCCUCAAUGCUUCUCUUGAGACUUUUUUCCUUUCUUUCUGUCUAAAGUGUCAUCUUUCCCACCUUCCAAUGCAGGCCAUCUCCCCUUUAAUGCUACUGUCAUAACCUGUGAUGACCAAAGCUCAUGCUGUUCAUGUGUGUGUGUGUGUAUGUGUGUGUGUACUUGUUGGACUUUGGGAUACUCUAAAACAUUACUGUGCUUCAUAUCACUGAUCAUGUGAAGAACAAGGAUGCAUUGUUGACCUUUAAUGAUCUUAAAGGUGAGGCUGUGACGACACACUAAAGUGUGUUACUGCGCACUAUUGAAGAAUGUAUUCUCUGGUGUAUUCUGUAUUCGGUUCGUGUAGACUUUUGUGUGUGUGUGUGUGCGCGUGCGUGCGUGCGUGCGUGCGUGCGUGUGUGUGGGGGUGUGGGUGUGUGGGGGUGUGUGUGUGUGGGUGUGUGUGGGGGUGUGGGGCACGGAGAUGCAAACCUCUUCAGUCAGAAACUGUGCCAGUGCGAGCUAGUGAACCAGCCUUAAAUCUAUAUUCAGUAUAAACUGACCAAGAGACGCGCGGUAGCUCUCCUUCACACGACUGAACAUUACAAUGAAAUCAAGGUAGAGAUAUGGAGAUAUAUCCCUAAUCACUUUUAUCCUGAGAAAAUGUCUUUAAAUUGGUGCAAUAUUUUUUUUUUAUUGCAUGUGCAUUUUGAAUCAUUGUGUACUGCAAAUGGUAAUUCAUAUUGUUUUAAUGGUAGAAAACACAAGAGAAGUUUCCCCACAAAUGUUGUCAUGUCCCAACAACUUAACAUUCCGUUGUUGUAAAAAUACAAUGUUUAUUUAACAGACUUGUUUUAUAAGUCUGAGUUUUGUUUUUGUUGUUUUUUUUUUUUUUUUUGGGUGUGCGGGGUGGUAUUUUCCACUUAUUCCCCGCCCACUCUUGCAGAAUCUGUGUUUCGAUUCGGCAGUGGUGGGGGGGGGGGGGCUGUUUCUGGCCCGAUGAUUAGCUUGUUGGGCUAGAGCUAGUUCAGAGGCGCCCCGAACAACUGCUUCUUUUUAACUCAUAAGCGGUGUUUUAUGCAUUCAAGCCUGUUAUAUUGAGUGUGAAGAGAGCUUUGUUAUUAUGAACUUUCUGCUGGAGGACACCCCACCUUUGCGCGUGCACCACCCACCCAUCCAACAGGUUCACAGGUGUGGCUUGUGACCAAUGGAAUCACUGCUAAUUAGCACUUACCGUAGCAACUGUGGGAGCCCCUCUCCCAUUGGCUGAACGUAGCCACAUUCUGCUGCAGUCAUUGGAUGGAAACUCCCUCGUCUGCUGUGAUUUGCUUGCACUGAGCAGCCCUGGUGGACUCCGAUUGGCUGAGGUAGGAGGACAUGGACUGGAGCCUCUCUUAUUGGGAGGCGAAUAUGUUGUCCCCCAUGAUGGAGGAGGAGAUGUCACCUUUAACUUUCUGCACACCUCUCCAUACAGGAAGGCUUGUCUUUUUUUAACCCCAGUAUAUAUGAAUCUAUGAUAAUGAAAAUUGUGCAUAUCUGUGUACAGUAUGUGUUAAUAGUGUGCCUAAAUGUACUGUCAACUCUAUUUUCAUAUUUUUCUUUAACCUAAAAAAAAAAAAACAAUCAGAAUGUCAUGAUCAUUUUACGCGACUGAAAAUGACUUUAGGGUGGUUUUUUUUGCAUCAUGCUUAUCAAACUUUUCCUUGUGAGCAGUUGUGCUCAAAUCAGUAUAACACUAAUAAAAGGUAACUCAGACUAACUGA
Molecule: messenger RNA, 5566 nt
Organism: Amphiprion ocellaris (clown anemonefish)
Lineage: Eukaryota; Metazoa; Chordata; Actinopteri; Pomacentridae
Gene: snx13
Product: sorting nexin 13
Exons: 25
Coding region: 164-3103 (979 amino acids)
Biological process (GO): positive regulation of GTPase activity
Cellular component (GO): early endosome
Molecular function (GO): phosphatidylinositol binding
Source: RefSeq, a predicted model, not a curated record